UUCUAGAAUAAAUCCACCCCAGCUCUGCAGGAAAAUAAGUCUUCUGAGGAGUGAUUGACAGCUCUAUUGUUCCAUUAGACACAAUGUAUCUUUUUAAGUAUUUGGGUCAUGCAGGCUCUCUGUAAAGAUGCCGUUCGGGGCAGAUACAGCGAUCGUACGUCCUCAGCCAAUUACUAAGUUGAUUCUUUACAAGUAAAACAGCCAUUGGUAGGAUACACUUGCGCAGUCCCAGAGUUAUUUGUGUGUGUUGACCAAAAAGAGCAGCCAGUUGGGGGCUGAAAUGUUUUUGCCUAGAUCUCAAUGACAGAACUCUGCAAUGGUAGAAUAAAUUUGUGAAGGCGAUAAUGCGCUCUGAUAGGGAGGGAUACAACCUGGAAUGAAACAUAAUGCGAUCGGCAGGGCUCAAAAUUCUUCCCCUAAUUCUAGUGCAAAGAGUGCUGACAUUGCAAGCGCUUAAUGUUUUUUUUUUCAAGUUCAGUAUUGGCAGGCUCCACAUACCGAAAAUAAAUAAUGGCGCGAUCGGCUAACCUCAAAGGCUGGAAAGAUCUUUCUGCUCCAUAACAAACACACCGCCCCCCCCUCUCAAAACUUUAUACAUUAUAUAUCUUUUUGCUGAUAAGAAGAAAGGAUUACUUUGUGGAAUGCAGCGUUUAAGUACUCUACAUCAGAGAAUUAAAAAGAAAUGUCUUAAGCAGAAGGGUGACACAACAUUUAAUUUUCCCGCCGUUCACUGUUCACCGAGAAUUUUAUUUUCUAUCCAUGGACGGUUGUUAGAACACCAUUCUUGUUUCAGGGACUUCACAUUUUCUUCGCAUAGGUUUUAUGCCACCAUGGGGGCCACAACAUCUUGCUGUGUGCACAGACCCUGACAGGUCUUUUGUUGUAGAGGAACGCAAGGGAACGGGAGGGCCGUUCUCACGAGUGCCAAGUGGAGAAGCUUGAACAAAAGAAUGCGUUCCUGGCGUUCGUAGGGGUGCGAAGGGUCUCUGUAUUUUUGAUGCCGUCCCUAAAUAGACUGAUCAACCCUUGGCUUAGAUCAAGGAACAAUAUGCCAGAACUGGACUUUAUGUGGCUUCCCUUUAUAAUAGUUAUAACUAUUCAGCAGGUCGGGAUUUAUAAGUGUAUAAUUGACCUGUAAUGGAUAUGUCAACCUACAUUUAACUUAGGGAGGGAUGCAGUAUCCUGAGAACGAUAUAUCAUAGCACAUCAUUUGGGGAAUACUUUUCAUUAGAACACCCACAAGUGCAUCGUGGGAAGGCAACCAACUGCAUGAAAAAACAUGACUGGAGACACAGAACAGAGGGAGCUCGAGUGACUGGAUGAGGUCCAGUACCCACUAUUGGAUCACCAGUGUCAACUAUGUAGAAGUCACACGUUACACGGGACAACAUGGAACCAGCAAAACGAACUGUAGUAUUCAGACAUCCUAGAACUUUGAUGGGCUCAUGCAGGCAGUGUAGCAGUAUUGGCAAUCAUCUGCCCAGAAGCAACCAUGUACAUCUCAGAAAGACCCUUCUACUGCUUCCACAGUACUGGAGGAGUUCCUGGGACUUGUACAUGUACAAGUGGAGGUGGAAGAAUAGCCGUCAUCAAGUCACAACAGAAACAAUGAUAAUGGUGAAUUUCCUAGAAGCUAGUGGAGCUCCAGCACAUCCCAUCUUUUCUGGCAGUAAUGUCCUCAGAGCUGAAAGUAUUGGAAGAGGGACCAAGGGGAAGGUUACCUGUGUCAACAAGGAAGCACUUGAGUGGUGCAUCAGUUCUGGCCAUAUUCCUGUAUUGAGUUCUAUUGGAGAAACAAGCAGUUCUCAACUGGUCAGCAUAGAUGCUGUACAUGCCACAGCAGAAGUAGCAAAAGCAGUCCAAGCAAUGAAAGUACUGUUCUUGAACACAACAGGAGGGUUACGAGAUCGUGGAGGGAGGAUAAUAGAAGAGGUUCACAUACCAGCAGAUCUGGAUGCCUUGAUGAAGCAGUCAUGCAGUAGUCAAGACCAUAAAACCAAAGAACUAGUUUGUGGUCUUGUAGCUGAUCUACCUCCAUUGUCCAGUGUCGUCAUCACAUCAGCCAAGACUAUCCUUACAGAGCUGUUUACACAUCAUGGCUCUGGAACCAUGUUCAAGAAGACUGAAAGAAUCUUGAAAUAUUCCAGCUUAAAAGAUGUGGACAUUGACAGACUGAAGAAACUUGUAACAAGGUCCUUUGGGAGGGUCUUAAAAGAAAACUACUUCAAAGAACUUGAAGGGCGACUCCAUACUGUCUACCUUUCAGAGGGAUACAGCGCAGUGGCUGUGAUAACUCAGGAAGCUGGACUGAAUGUACCAUAUCUUGACAAGUUUUCAAUAAGUCUUCAGAGACAGGGAGAGGGUACAAGCGAUAUGCUGUGGAACUGUGUCAGGAGGGAUUUUCCAAGUCUGUUUUGGCGAUCCAGAAUCUCUAACAAGGUCAAUGCCUGGUAUUUCAAGCGUUCAGAGGGUAGCUGGAGUAACAGCAAAUGGACAGUUUUUUGGUAUGGCAUCUCCAACCAACAGUUGUCCUACACUCUGGUGGAAUGGGCUGUCAAGAAGCCCAAAUCAUUCCAUGAACCAGAUGAAUAUGAAGAAUGGCCCGCAAUCACUGAGUCAUUAUGAGGUACUAGGUCUUUUGUUGCUGAUAUAUUUUCAUAUUGGAUAUAGAUAUGGGAUUUAAGUGGUUUGCAUGUAACUACCAAAUAUCAUGGAAGCUUCCUAGUUUGACACUGGUCUAAUGAUGUACAGUAAUAACUUGUCACAUUGCACAUGAGAAGUUGCGCUGUUAUCAGUAAAGGCAAAUUAGCACUGAGUUUGGGGGAAAGCCUAAAAAUUGUGUGCAACUGAAGCAGAUGUGAGAUUGGGUUGCCUCUCAUGCGUUGGAAAUUCCUAAAUUUCUGUUAAAUUUAUAAUUACUUUUAUAGUAUCAAAUGACUAUUUGUGAAAUGUGGGUGCCUGUCUGUGUUACUCCUGUUCAUUGAGAUAAAUUUUGAGACAGUUUGUUUAUUUUUUACAGGUGGUAUAUAGGUUGGCCAGUUCCUUGGUUAUGUUGGAAUUUGGCUUGCAGGUGCUUUAUUUCUGAACCGAUGUUCUUACCUUGCUGUGAAAUAAAGAAGCUCAUAAUUGGUUGCUUUGUCUGUACUCAUUGAGAAGGAAAGAAAACCUAGGUUCUGCCAUCAUGUGAUCUUAUGUUACAGUUGUGAAACUGCUGAUGAGUGUUGCAGUUCUUUAUCAUAUGUUCUAUACAUAAAAUGAUUAGCUGCUAAAGAAUUAUUAGGGGAAAACAAAUGCACUUGGCCUGUCUUUUAAUUAAGCAAGCAUGUUUAGGACUGGCUUGGCUUUGGAAGCUGAUAGCGAACAGAGUUUGACGCAAGGGUCAUUAUCAACUUUCAAAGCCCAGCUGGUCUUAAACAUACUUCUCUUUAACAUACUUUCUCUAAGACUGGUGAAGCACAAAUUUUUCCCAUUCAAUAAAUACUUGUUUGUAUAAUUUGGCAAACUCCCAAACUGCUUAUGCAUAAAUUUCUGUCUGUAUCACUCUACACAAUAAGAUUAUUUAGAUGACACGAAUGGGACUGUCAACCAGACUAAAAUGGCUGUUGUUGCCAGAGGGGCAUUUGGUAAGAACAAGAAAAUUGUUUUCUAAACUGUGAAGCCAACACUUGUGCAUGGAUAUGCAAUCAUAUUUAACCUGAAAGUUGUGAAUUUUCAAAAGGACAUAUUGGUGAUUUAUUUUUUAACUGGGAGAUACGCUAACAGUUGUGCAUGAUGUGUAUAAUAAUGAUGCAAAUGUGCUCUGAUGUUUCACAUCAACUUUUCAGGCUUGGUUAAAAUGUUCACAUUUAUUGCUCUUUUUUAACAGGUUUCAAUUACAUCUCAUUUAAAGAUGGUUUGCCCGAUUGUAACAGAGCAUAGAGCUUUCUCACUAUUCUCAGCUUUGAAAUAAACAUUUCCUUGUCAUGUUUGCAUAUGCUGAAAUUUUGUAGUCUUAAAAAGCAUGCAAAAAGUCUUUAGGUUCUGCACAGAGAUCUAGAAUUUUGCAAAAUUGAGAGAAUGACUCACCUUGAUGUCUGAAUAUUCUCCAACCAUCCCACACGCAUUAGCCUUGACCUUGACAUCCAUUUCCAGCUGUCAGCAAGGUUUCAACCCAAUCGGACUUGUACCUCAGGAGAUACAUGUACAGUUAUUAAGGGUGUGCUUUUUAUGUCACGUGACUUUUCACCUGAUGACGUCAUCAUCACAUGAUGCCAGGUUUCACCUGUAAUGCUUCCCUUUCUAGCUAUCUGCAGUUUCAUCCCAAUCAGACAUGUUCUUCAGAAGAUACAGGACUUUGAAGAUUUCACCUUAUCAUGUGACACGUGAUGACGUCAUUAUUGUGAUUUUGUUUGGGACCCUCUGUAGCUGGUGGACUAAGAGUGUGCACCUAAUAUACAGUCAUUCAGAUCAUUCAAGGUCCUGCAGUUUGCUGUUGAAACAUACUAAACUUAUUAGGAAAAUGAAGUAUGCAACAGUCUAUAAUAGAUCAGGUGAUGAUGUCAUCAUGACAUCAUGCUUUGAGGUACAUCUAUGCUAUAGCCUAGGGUCUUUGAGGUAACUUCAAUGAAGAUACAUGUACAAACUUGUAGAGGGACUAGGGGCACAAAAACCAUGUACAAAAUGAAUGGCAUUUUGUCAGAAGAACAUCAUGGAGGAGGAGCAGAAGGACAAUAAGAUUUCUGACUUUUCAAAUGAAAACUUUAUUUUGUUGUAUUUGAAAACGAACCAAAGUUACAGUAACUUUAACAAAAUUAAACUAUUUACAAAUAAAAUAUCUGAGAAAUGAACAAAGUAAAGAUCGAUGUUUAAUAGAAAUGAAGUAAGCGAAAAUGUGUACAAAAUAAAACAUCAAUGAUCAAUGGAAA
Molecule: messenger RNA, 4904 nt
Organism: Acanthaster planci (crown-of-thorns starfish)
Lineage: Eukaryota; Metazoa; Echinodermata; Asteroidea; Valvatida; Acanthasteridae
Gene: nags
Product: N-acetylglutamate synthase
Biological process (GO): L-arginine biosynthetic process; glutamate metabolic process
Cellular component (GO): mitochondrial matrix; cytoplasm
Molecular function (GO): acetylglutamate kinase activity; L-glutamate N-acetyltransferase activity, acting on acetyl-CoA as donor
Source: RefSeq, a predicted model, not a curated record